Prunus armeniaca (apricot) is the source of this 255-nucleotide messenger RNA. NCBI's taxonomy places the organism in Eukaryota, Viridiplantae, Streptophyta, Magnoliopsida, Rosales, Rosaceae. The record is from the annotation of a GenBank genome assembly.
AUGGAGUGGAGGUGGAGGUGGUCGUGGUGGUGGUGGCAGUGGCAACAUGGAGGUGGUGGUGGAUGUGGAGGUUUUGGAGGAGGUGGUGGUAGUGGUGGUGGUGGUGAUAGUAGUGGUAGUAGUGGUGGUGGUGGUGGUGGUGAUGGUGGUGGUUGUGGUGGUGGUGGUGGUGGUGGCAGUGGUUGUGGAGGUAGUGAAUGUGGUAGUGCAAAUGGUGGAGUUGGAUGUGGAAGUAGAGGUGGUGUCAUUUUUUAA